GGAAGAAAAGAGUAAUUAUUGUUGAAAUUGAGGAGAUGUCUCGUACCAUACGAUCAAAGAUAUAUAAACCGAAAAUUUAAGUUUUUACAAUUUUAAAAUAAUUAACAGCUAGUGCAAAUUAUUUACAUACCAAUUGUCAUCUUAAGAUAAAAUGUCGUUAGCAGUUGUUUUUUUUUUCCUAAUUUAAAACAAUGCAAUCUCAAUGAUUGUGUAAAUAAAGAUGGCGUCGCAUGAAUAUCAACUUCAUCAAAGUGUUUUUAAUGGUGAUGUAAAACUGGUAUCUAAACUAAUCAGAACUUGCGACGUUUCACAAAAAGAUAUUCAUGGAAAUACACCUCUUCAUUUAGCAAUCAUGCUGGGGCAUAAAGAGUGUAUCCAUUUGCUGCUUGCUCACGGGGCUCCUGUCAAGUUUAAAAAUGCUCUGGGCUGGACUCCACUGGCUGAAGCUAUAAGCUACGGAGAGAGGCAAAUUAUACUGUCUGUUCUACGUAAGCUAAAACAGCAAUCAAGAGAAGCGUUAGAAGAAAGACGACCUCUUCUGGUACAAGCCUUAAAAGAUAUACGAGACUUUGACCUGGAGUUAAAGUGGGAUUUUCAAAGCUGGGUGCCUCUGGUCUCCAGGAUAUUACCAUCAGAUAUUUGUAGAAUAAGAAAAAAGGGUUCAAGGAUAAGGUUAGACACGACACUAGUGGACUUUACAGAGAUGAAAUGGGAGAGGGGGGAUAUCACAUUUCUUUUUAAUGGAGAGGCCAAGCCACGCCACAGUCUCUCUGUGUUGGACAACAAGGCCGAGGUCUUUCAGAGGGUCAGGUAUGAGGACAGUGACCUUGAAUUAGAAGAGGAAGUGGACAUCCUGAUGAGCAGUGAUAUUGUUGCAGCUCAGAUGUCAACAAAAAGAAUCACUUUCUCCCGUGCUCAGACUGGCUGGCUUUUCAGGGAGGAUAAAUCGGAAAUGGUUGGGGACUACAGAUCUGAUUUUUUUAGUGUCAACAACUUGGUCCUAGAAUCCAAGAAGAGAAGGGAACAUCUAUCAACAGAGGAUAUUCAAAAGAACAAAGCAAUAAUGGAGAAUUUCAGCAAAGGAUCAUGGGAUAAUGCUGAGGCAUCCAAUGGGCUGGAAAGACGUAGAUCUUUACAAGCCCCUGAAAAAACAUCAGUCAGCUGGGAUGACUACAUAUCAGCACCAACUGGGCGACCCCCUUGUCUAGGCAGGACCUUAAUUUCUAAAGAAAGUUCUAAAGCUUUCAAGGCCACAGUUGGAAUGAGUGAUGAGUUUCCUAUGACUGUUGAAGUAAUAUGUUACAGUUUGCUAGAUGUUCUGGAAGUGGUGGCCCCUUUCAAGCAGUUUCAGAAACUUCGAGACUUCAUGACUUCAAAACUGCCUCCAGGUUUUCCAGUUCGAAUUGAAAUCCCAGUAUUCCCCACCAUCACAGCUAAAGUGACCUUUACGACAUUUGAGUGGAAGGAUGACCUAGAUAAAAGCUUGUUUUCUAUACCAUCCCACUACAAGGAGGACCCUGGGCGGUUCCCUGACUUAUGAC
This is a messenger RNA of Physella acuta, 1541 nucleotides long. RefSeq names its product ankyrin repeat domain-containing protein 13C. NCBI's taxonomy places the organism in Eukaryota, Metazoa, Mollusca, Gastropoda, Physidae. Gene Ontology annotation, biological process: protein retention in ER lumen. Gene Ontology annotation, cellular component: cytoplasm. The record is from RefSeq and is a predicted model, not a curated record. Gene Ontology annotation, molecular function: signaling receptor binding.